CUUGCAUCAAUCUAUAGAAAAAGUGUCAUGGAGAUUUGCAUAUUCUUCCUUUGUGCUAUGAUAUUUCUCCCAGGUAUUGCUGCCAGUGUGCAUCCAGUGAAGGCAUUUCUCCAUCACACUGUACACCUAUCCUGCUGUUUUCCAAACUCUCAGGAAAUUGACGUGAAGAAUUUAAUAAUCUUUUGGCAAAAAGACAAUAAAGUGGUGCACGAAGUAUAUCAUGGCCAAGAAAAGCAUGAGAACCUUAGUCCUGAAUAUAUAAAUCGCACCAAGGUGGACAUGGCCAAAUGGACCUUGCAGUUGUUAAAUGCAGGAGUUGAGGAUGAGGGACACUAUAAGUGUAUUGUUAUGGAAAAAACAACUGAACAACCAAAAAUGGUCAUACACCAAUCUGAGUGGUCACUGCACAUCAUUGCCAACUACAGUCAACCUGAGAUAGAACUGCACUCCGGGGAACUAAAGCCCAAUGGAUACUUGAACCUAACCUGUUCUUCCAGUGGAGGUUAUCCAGAGCCCAAGGAGAUGACUUGGCUGAUUUCACAUGAGAACAAAACACUCAGCAGCCCGGCUCACAUGAAUGUCUCACAGGAUGCUGUGACAAAGCUGUACAACAUUACCAGCAAGCUGAAUAUCCCUGUUCCUGCAGGGAGCCCCACUAAUAUCAGCUGCUUGCUUCACCUUAGGGAGCAGCUGGGAAGCCUUGUCUCAGUCCCACUGAGCAUAGAGAUAAAAGAGAAAGAAAUGGAGCAAGCAAAGAUAAAUUUCUUUGGCCCACUUAUAGCUGUGGUUGUAGUGAUCAUUUCUGCACUUCUUCUGGGUUUUGUGAUAUUAAAGAAGAACAGAAAUAUCUUGUCUACCAAUCAGAGUGUCAGUCUAGCAGUCUAGAAGCUAUCCAGCUUGAAACUGAGGCCAUCAGCCAGACUGCUGACUGGGAACCAC
Molecule: messenger RNA, 939 nt
Organism: Zonotrichia leucophrys gambelii
Lineage: Eukaryota; Metazoa; Chordata; Aves; Passeriformes; Passerellidae
Gene: CD86
Product: CD86 molecule
Exons: 6
Coding region: 28-885 (285 amino acids)
Biological process (GO): cellular response to lipopolysaccharide; negative regulation of T cell proliferation; cell surface receptor signaling pathway
Cellular component (GO): external side of plasma membrane
Source: RefSeq, a predicted model, not a curated record